Molecule: messenger RNA, 1785 nt
Organism: Cotesia congregata
Lineage: Eukaryota; Metazoa; Arthropoda; Insecta; Hymenoptera; Braconidae
Source: the annotation of a GenBank genome assembly
AUGUAUCGUUUGCUAAUUUUUUUCGUUUUGCAAACUUGGGUCCAGUCUCAAGUCUACAAUUCACCAUGGCACUUCAAAUGUGCAAAUGUCCGCUGCAAUAAAUAUGAAAUAACACCAGAAGUACGCUUGCCAAAAUCUUUGGAAGUGUGUCAACUACUUUGUGGCGACGCAGGUGCAUUGUGGCCGAAACCAACAGGUUCAUAUUCCCUCGGCACUUCGAUAAAAACCAUAAACCCCAAAGAAGUCUGGCUAAAUUUGGAUAAUCCAAAAUCUAAAGUCGGAAAAUUGCUCAUACGCAAGAUUGAGAACUUCAGGUCAAACUUCAAGAACCUUAAAGCGAAGUCACCCACUUCUAGUAGCGUCGGUCUUCAUAUCAUCAUCACUGGCUUGAAGAACUACGAUGAUGCUGCUUUGACUCUUGGCAUCAACGAAGGUUACACGUUGAACAUACGGCCGGAAAACUCUUCGUUCAUUUCCGUAACAAUCAGCGGGGAAACUUACUUUGGAGUGCGCAAUGCUCUGGAAACGUUGUCGCAGUUGAUAGCCUUCAACGACUUGACCAACGAAUAUCAGAUGCUAACAACUGUUUCGAUCACCGACGCUCCUGUUUAUCCAUACCGCGGAAUAUUACUAGACACCAGCCGCAAUUACAUAGAUAAGAAAACCAUAUUGAAGACACUCGAAGCGAUGGGGAUGUCCAAAUUGAACACGUUCCACUGGCAUAUAACAGACUCCCCAAGUUUUCCUUACGAGAGUCGCACAUGGCCGAACAUGUCUCGAUACGGAGCCUAUUCGCCUGAAAAAGUCUACACUGCUGAAGAUGUAAAAGAAAUUGUUGAAGCUGGUAUUUUUCAUGGCGUGCGAGUGAUUCCAGAGUUGGAUGCACCAGCUCAUGUGGGUGAAGGCUGGCAGUGGGUUGGUGACGAUUCUGUUGUCUGCUUUCGCGCUGAACCUUAUUACCGUUACUGUGCAGGACCUCCAUGUGGCAAUUUGAAUCCUACUAGUGAGAAGGUCUACGAAGUGCUCCAGGGGCUCUACAAAGAUAUGAUGGAAGACUUCAAGCCUGAAAUUUUCCAUAUGGGUGGAGACGAAGUUAGACUUGAUUGUUGGCAGUCAUCAGAGUCUAUUAAAAAUUGGAUGAGACAGAAGAAUUGGGGCACGUCCAAAGAUGAUUAUAUGAAACUUUGGAGUCAUUUUCAAACUCGAGCUCAUGAAAAAUUACAGAUUGCUAAUGGGGGAAAGGAUAUAAAGGCUGUUUUAUGGACGAGUACGCUUACGGAUGAUAGUUACUUGAGACACUUGGAUCCUCAGAAGUAUAUUAUACAGAUAUGGACAGAUGUCAAAGAUAGGACGAUUAAAAGAUUGUUGAAAAACAAUUUUCAAGUUAUUUUUUCAAAUUAUGACGCACUUUAUCUUGAUUGCGGCUUCGGGGCUUGGAUUGGAGCCGGAAACGGAUGGUGUUCACCCUACAAAAAUUGGCAGAAAAUUUACGAUAACUCACCUCUACAAAUUGCUCGAAGCCAAGGAGUUGGAAACAAGAAACACCUGAUUCUAGGAGGAGAAGCUGCCCUUUGGACAGAAAUUGCAGGCAGUGCGUCAGUGGACAAUCGACUGUGGCCUAGAUCAGCCGCAAUGGCUGAAAGAUUGUGGGCUGAGCCAGGUUCAGGUUGGCAGGCUGCUGAGCAUCGAUUGAUUCUUCAUCGUGAACGAUUAGUUAAAAGAGGAAUUUUUUCUGAUACUACUGAACCUGAAUGGUGUCAGCAGAAUCAAGGUCACUGUAAUUAA